AUGACCACAACACUUCCGUUUCGCAUCACCACCCGCACGAUCACAGACCUCUCCGAGCCAACCACAACACCAACUCCUGAAAACGAGCACUUCUUCCGUUAUACGAGUGGACGAUGGCUCUGGGAUGAAGAACAGCAGCUCCGGGACAGGUAUAAGGUCUUUGAUGUUGCUGCACUCCAAAGCCUCGCGGCUAACGCCGUUCGAUCAGACAGCUGCCUCUCCAUGACGAAGUUGGCCGAAGGAGGAUAUAAUAAGGUCUUCCGUUUGAUCAUGAAUGAUGGCAAGAAAGUGCUUGCCCGGAUACCAAACCCAACUGCCGGCCCAGCGUUCUAUACAACUGCAUCCGAAGUUGCUACCAUGGAGCUUGCCCGAGAUUUCCUUCAAAUUUCCGUGCCUCGAGUCCUUGAUUGGAAUGCCACGUCAAAGAACGCCGUUGACUCGGAAUAUAUCAUUAUGGAAGAAGCAUCUGGCACACAGCUUGGAGUCAUCUGGGAUCAGCUGAAUCCGGAUAAAAAACUCUCCAUCAUGAGGGAGAUAGUGAACGUCGAGUCAAAGAUGCUUGCGGUGUCCUUUGGUAGUAUAUAUUCCGCGAGCGAGGCAGUGGAAAGCGCAGUUCCAGCGCUGCUCACCAACGCCGCUUCCUCCGAACUGAAAGAGAGAGUGCGCAAGAGAUUCAGUAUUGGGCCUACCGUCGACCGAAGCUUUUGGAAGAAGGAACGCUCGUCGAUGCAGAUCCCGCGGGGUCCUUGGCGCACGCCCCGAGAAUCUGCGCUAAGUGUCGGUCGGCGUGAACGGGUGUGGAUCAAACGGUUUGCCAUCUCGAAACCAUCAAGCGAAGCUACUCUCGUUUCCCCAGCCCAAAAUAGUCCACAGGCACAUCUGCAGCUGUUGGAGAAGUAUCUCCAAGUGGCUCCUGCUCUGAUGGGCAUUGACCCCGUUCUCACUCGCCCUACGUUAUGGCACGGAGACCUUCAUUCAUCGAUAUUAAUUUUUUGA
Molecule: messenger RNA, 996 nt
Organism: Aspergillus brunneoviolaceus CBS 621.78
Lineage: Eukaryota; Fungi; Ascomycota; Eurotiomycetes; Eurotiales; Aspergillaceae
Exons: 4
Coding region: 1-996 (331 amino acids)
Cellular component (GO): mitochondrion
Source: RefSeq, a predicted model, not a curated record